This is a messenger RNA of Cuscuta campestris, 1361 nucleotides long. The record is from the annotation of a GenBank genome assembly. Lineage: Eukaryota; Viridiplantae; Streptophyta; Magnoliopsida; Solanales; Convolvulaceae.
AUCAAUGGUUUACUUGAAGACAGCCCAUUUAUGUCAAUCGGGCGAUAGAGAAUCCAUUUUCCAAGAAGGAAGGGAAAAAGAAAAUUAGGGCUCGUUAAACUAUAAUUCCCCCACCACAUAUGAUUCUCCAUUGAAUUGAAGGCCUUCUUCUUCUUCUUCUCCUCCGACGAUACCUUCUCUACAGAGCUCCGGUGCUUUUAGCAGAAGCAGAAAUGGUGAAGGGCCCCGGUCUAUACUCCGACAUCGGCAAAAAAGCCAGAGAUCUUCUGUACAGGGACUACGUCUCCGACCACAAGUUUACCGUCACUACUUACACCGCGACCGGACUGGCCAUUACUUCAUCCGGUGUUAGGAAAGGUGAGUCACUUGUAGCUGAUGUCAAUACUCAGCUGAAGAAUAAAAACAUCACCACUGACAUUAAAGUGGACACCAAUUCCAAACUGUAUGCAACCAUCACCGUUGAUGAACCAGCACCAGGGCUGAAAACAAUCUUUAGCUUCAUUGCUCCAGACCAGAAAUCUGGCAAGGUAGAGCUACAGUACUUACAUGAGUAUGCUGGAAUCAAUACUAGCAUCGGACUAACUGCCAGUCCACUUGUCAAUUUCUCUGGUGUUGCUGGGACCAAUACAUUUGCUGUUGGGACUGAUCUGUCAUUCAACACCGCUAGUGGGAAUUUUGACAAAGUCAAUGGUGGCUUGAGUUUCUCUACCUCGGACUUGAUAGCUUCUUUAACAUUGAGUGACAAGGGCGACAAGCUUGCUGCAUCAUACUACCAAACUGUACGCCCAUUGACAAACGCAACUGUUGGAGCAGAGUUGAUUCACAGCUUCUCGAGCAACGAGAAUACUCUCACCAUUGGGACACAACAUGCAUUGGAUCCGUUGACCACGGUUAAGGCUAAGGUUAAUAACAAUGGUAAGGUACACACUCUUAUCCAACACGCGUGGCGUCCAAAGUCACUUUUCACCAUCUCCGGUGAAGUGGACACUCGGGCAAUUGAGAAGAGUGCCAAGAUUGGGUUGUCUGUUGCUCUCAAACCAUGAUUGGUUUUCCUAUAAUGCUGGGGAAGUGUUUGGAGGGUGAUGUUUUGUUUUUGGCGUUGAGAAAUAAGUUAGGUAGAAAACAUUCGCCUCUUAUUUUCAACCGUAUGAACUAUGAACUGUGCUUGUGCGGUUAUGGGUUCUUGCCAAUUGUUGCCAUGGUAGAAUGGUUCUGUAAAAAAUAAUGUUUUGUUGCGUGGUGCUUUCACGCGAGUGUGACUUCUCAAUUCUUUUGGUUUCGUCCAUUCGAGUGUAAGUUGAUGGAUUAACAUUAUCGUCAUGAAUCAUACGAUCUUUCUAGAAUAUUUAUUGGUGUCAUUU